AUGGCAGGUUUAUUUUGUUGUAGAGGUUUGCACACUGUGAGGCCACAUAUACCGUUAAUUCGUUUUCCAACGCGAUUUCCACUAGGUAAGGGUUUAGGACAUCAUAUUUAGAAUAGUUUGAGAAAGAAUGAUUCAACCAAAAUUGUUUGAAUAGUGCUUUAUAGCUCACUAAACAAUCCAAUAUCGACUGUAUUAAAUUGACAUUAUUGACAAUAUAUAAACUUUGAGUAUUUAUGUGUUUUUGUGCUUAUACAAUACAAAAAUAUUAACAUUGCAUUGAUGUAUAGUAGAGUUGGGAUUGAUAAGAUAUUUUGUUAUAUGAAAUCAGAUAUCAUUUUUGCUUUAGGGAGCUCAACUUUGUCUGGGAAACCAAGUACUGUUGCUCCUGAAACAAGAAUAUCAAAUAAUAACAAUGAGUUGAGCAUAAAUAACAUUGGUGUGGUGGAUGAUUCAGAAUUACCAACUAGAUACAGAAGGGCAGCCAUUUUGCCCGAAGAAAUACUCUAUGUAGAGGUAUUCUCCUUAGAAUUAGCAGCAAAUGCCACUGGCUUUGACCUUACUUGUAUUUCAUAAAAAAUUCCAUUUUAACAAUAAAACAUUAUUAUUAUUAUGACACAUCAAAUUUGACUUUUUUCUUUUUAGCAAGGUGGACCUGAUUAA
This is a messenger RNA of Paramuricea clavata, 660 nucleotides long. The record is from the annotation of a GenBank genome assembly. Lineage: Eukaryota; Metazoa; Cnidaria; Anthozoa; Malacalcyonacea; Plexauridae.